CGAAACAUCAGACUGCUGCGCUCACAACUGCAAAGAUGAUUCUCUUUUUAUUUAUUGUCUGUUUAUUGGUUGCAUAUUUUAUUGGUCAUAGAAUUUUUGUUCAUAGGAAGACCUUCACUGGAACUGCCAAACUAUAUGGGAAAACUGUCAUUGUAACAGGUGGCAACACCGGCAUCGGGAAGGCAACUUCGGCAGAGCUGGCCAUAAGAGGAGCCCGAGUGAUUCUGGCCUGCCGCAGCAAACAGAGAGGAGAAGCAGCAGCACAAGAAAUCAAGAAGGAAACUGGGAACGAUGCUGUGAUCUUCAUGCAACUGGAUCUUGCAAGUCAGAAAUCCAUCCGAUCUUUUGCCCAAACCUUCCUGAAGGCCGAGCCCAGACUGGACCUGCUCAUCAAUAAUGCUGGACUGGCUGCUCCAGGACGCACUGAAGAUGGCAUCGGGAUGAUCCUCGGUGUCAAUCAUAUCGGUCCAUUCCUGUUGACCAAUCUUCUGUUGGAGCGUCUCAAGGAGUGUGCGCCCAGCCGAGUGGUCAACGUGUCAUCCUGUGGUCAUGAUCUGGGCACUAUUGAUUUCGACUGCAUCAACACACACAAGAAGCUCGCUCUGGGAUCAUCUGACGCUGAUUUAUUCAGGGCCUACACCCACAGCAAGCUCUGUAAUGUGCUCUUCACUCAUGAACUGGCCAAGAGACUGGAGGGAACCGGCGUCACAUGCUACAGUCUCCAUCCAGGGUCGGUAAGAUCAGAGCUCGCCCGUGACAUCAAUGAAUGGCAUACAAACAUUAUCAAGGCCAUUGUUAGCAAGUUCUGGGCGACCGACCCAGUGUCCGGGUCUCAGACGACGCUGUACUGCGCUCUACAGGAGAACAUCGAGCACCUGAGCGGACGAUACUUUUCUGACUGUCAGCUGAUGCAAGUAAAGCCUGAGGCCAGAGACGAUGGAAUCGCCAAAAAACUGUGGGACGUCAGUGAGAAGUUAUGUGGCAUGGCUUGAAUACACAGUGCUGGGAGAAAAUACUGAUUUUGG
Carassius carassius (crucian carp) is the source of this 1025-nucleotide messenger RNA. RefSeq names its product dehydrogenase/reductase SDR family member 13-like. Lineage: Eukaryota; Metazoa; Chordata; Actinopteri; Cypriniformes; Cyprinidae. The record is from RefSeq and is a predicted model, not a curated record. The coding region runs from base 36 to 992 and encodes 318 amino acids. The transcript has 5 exons.